Molecule: messenger RNA, 267 nt
Organism: Lodderomyces pseudojiufengensis
Lineage: Eukaryota; Fungi; Ascomycota; Pichiomycetes; Serinales; Debaryomycetaceae
Product: RNA-binding protein
Exons: 1
Coding region: 1-267 (88 amino acids)
Biological process (GO): mRNA splicing, via spliceosome
Cellular component (GO): U4/U6 x U5 tri-snRNP complex; U6 snRNP; Lsm1-7-Pat1 complex
Molecular function (GO): RNA binding
Source: RefSeq, a predicted model, not a curated record
AUGUCAGAGCCGGUAGAGGGAACAACAGAUACAAUUCCUCAACAGGUUUUACCAUUAGAAGUAAUAGAUCGUUCAAUUGGGAAAAAACUUCGAGUUUUGAUGACAAGUGAUAAAGAGUUUUACGGUACUCUUAUAGGUUUUGAUGAUUAUGUUAAUAUGGUUCUAGAAGAUGUUGAGGUGAUAAGUAAUGACGAUGAUAAACAAGUGGUUAAAAAGAUGUUAUUAAAUGGAGGUCAUAUUGCAAUGAUAGUGCCAGAUCACCACUAG